AUGGCGGACGAACAAGUUGAAGGCAGUUACAUCCGUCCACUUUUUGAGCGCAUUUUUACGCGGUAAGUGACACUUAUGAUGUUUGAAUUAUUCCCUUGAUUUUUUUUAAAAAGUCAGCGAUAAUUUUUCUGUGAUGAUGCUAUUAUAUGCAAGUAUCAUAUACGCGGCAAAUUAAGAGUGUGUUGGAGUUCAUGAUUUGAGGAGCCCUCGAUACGUAUGGUUGCUGCGUGUGUGGUCAGCAGGUAGUUAGGAGGGGAUAUCAAGGGGUUGCCAAGGUCGUUAUACAUCAUAAAUGCUGCGUCCCACUUGCUUUUCAAUCGUGAACUUGUCUCUAUAACAAGGAACACAUUGCUAAUCGAGCCAGAGAGAGACCUGUUCAGCGACUCUGUCUUUUUAAGUUGUUUUCGUCUAUCUUGAAAGACAUCCCUCUCUUAAGAUUGUUUUAAUUUUAGCCAUUUUGUCUGAAGGAGAGUAGUUAUGAGAAGGACUGUUGUUCAAAAAUUGUCUAUCAGUGGUAUGUUAUAAGUCUGCUUUAUGUAAACUGAUUGGCAGUUUUGCUGUGAUCUCAUUGGCUGUAAGACCUAAGUAGCAUAAAUUGGUCAUGGUUGAUCAGUUUUGAUCUGUUAGCUGUCAUUGAAAAUUGCCACCACACCAUACAUACAAUAUGACUUCUUAGAACAGAUGUGUGAGUAAAAAAGUGAACACUAACAACUGGACCCUACUAGUCACAAGGGACUUAUGCUUCUUGAAUUUUUACUAUUGUAUGCUUCACUUUAGGAGGUUCCUUGGAAUUCUUGCCCUUGGUCAGUUGUUGUCAUGGCUCGUUUGUGGUACUGGUGUAUUUAGUCAGCUCUUGGCAUCUGAUUAUGGCAUUGAGAUUCCAACAACACAAAGUUUCUUGAACUAUUUAUUAUUAGGACUUAUACACACAACUACACUGGCCUGUCAUCCUAUGAACUUUAAAAAGAGACUUACUGAAACAGGAUGGAAAUAUUUUUUAAUUUCACUCUGUGAUGUGGAGGCAAAUUAUUUGGUUGUUAAAGCUUAUCAGUACACAAAUUUAACCAGCAUUCAGGUGAGUCACCAUCGAAAAUAAGAAAAUUAAACUUAAUAUUACAAACAUAAAUAUUAGUAAGUGGUGGGACAUUAUUGUUUUGAUAGUUUCUAGGAAACCAACUUGUUUGUUGAAUACACUAAUAAGGCAUAUACUUCUUCAGGGAUAAAUUGAUGCUAAUAUUAUUACUAAACACCAAGUUUAUCUUACUUCAAAGUACCUGCUCUUCUGUGUCAAGGGUAAAGCUGUAUCAAGUGCUAAAGGGCCUACACUGGUAUAGCAUUUUCUCAGCAUUAAUUUUUUAUGGAAUUUUGCUAUUCCUCCCACCCCACUUGAUUAUGCUGAUCCAUUACUAGUUGCUCCCUCCAUUUCACAGUUAACCAACAUCCAUCUAUAACCCAGGCUAAAAUGAGGUUCAUCAAGAGUUCAUUGUCUUUCCCAGGAACAUGACACCUUUGUCAGAACUCAAACUUGGAUCCAGCUUCUUCUGGAGUACAACAUGCUAAACACUAUAUCAUUGUAUUUCCUUCCUUUGUAAUAAACAAUGGCUUAAUCAGCUUAUUCAUAUGGUUUGAGGACAUUUUUUCAAGUAGAUCAAUUGACUCUUUCUAUUUUUGACAGGUCUUGGACUGUUUCUCAUUAGUAUCAGUUUUAGUUCUAUCUUGGAUAUUCUUAAAAGUACGCUAUCAGUUUGUCCAUUACUCUGGUGUACUCAUCUGUUUAGCUGGCAUUGCUUGUCUUGUCAUAGCAGAUUACUUUGGUUCUCGCUAUUAUGGUCCAGGUGAGUAAAACUCAGAAAUAAAAAAAAUUUGUAAAUUAUUAUGCCCAAAUACAGUCAAAUUAUACUUUCAAUUCUACGAGUGAACAUCAAAUGAAUUCUCUUCACUUUGCACUUUUAGUGAUUGAUACUUUUAAUCAGACAGGUGAGAAAAAAAUUAUUAAGUAGACACUUAUCGAAAGAUAUUGUCUUGAAGAAACACCAAAGUGUCAGAAAUAGGCAACUAGAGAAAGUCAUCAUUUGGGAGAAUAAGCUCUCCAAUCUUUAGGGUAAAUGAGUGUAAAAAAAAAAGAUCUAAAGAAGAAUUUGUGGGCAGGCUUUUUUAAUAGGUUUGGGUGUGUGUCUCACUAAUUUGCAGGUAAUUUAUUGAAUUGCAAUGCUGAUUAUAGUGCUGUCCAUUUCUUUAAAUUCAUUUUAGUUCUUCUUCUCCAUCCUUCCUUAAAUUUUUCUCCAAAGGUUUGUUUUUCCUUCUCUUGCAGAAGGCAAAAUUAUUCAUUUGGUUCAGUUUAAUUCCUUUUUACACAUUUUCAUUUGAUUUGCAGUAAAAAUCUUCAGCAAAUCUGUUAACCAAUGACCUAAAAUUCUUGAUGUCAUGUUGUAUUACACACUGUGUAUUGAUGUCUCUAAUCAAUAUUAUUUAGAUUCCAAGUUGUAUCAGCUGCCUAAAUGUAAAUGAUUAAGAGGCUGAUUUUCUUUAAUUGAUAAUUUCCCUUAUGAUAUUGCUCCUUUACAGGUAAAAAACAAGCCAUAGGAGAUGUUCUGGUGUUGUGUGGAGCCAUCAUGUAUGGAAUUUCGAAUGUUGCAGAGGAGUUUGUAGUAAAGAACUUUAGUAGAGUUGAAUUUCUUGGCAUGAUUGGACUCUUUGGGAGUUUUAUCUCUGCGAUUCAGAUGUGAGUUUUAUGCCAUGAAUUAAUUAUUAUUAUUAUUAUUAUUAUUAUUAUUAUUAUUAUUACAUUAUUUUUUGAACAUGUUUGUUACUAGUUCAGGAUUGUAAGGGGUGAACCUCAUUUUGUGGUAGCAAAGGCCUCAAAGUGAAUCUCUCUGUUAUUUUUGUUCUGCCAAACUUGCAUUUAUUUACAUGGUCAGCUUAUUGUAAUAUUUCUUCUUAGUAUAUUUUUCUCUCAUCAGGAUGAUUCUUGAAAGAAAUCAACUGUCAGCCAUUGAAUGGGAUUAUAAAAUUGGUUGGUUGAUUGAGCUUUUUUUAAGUACUUGUCUUUUGUAAUGAUUAUAUUUAAUUGGUUAAAAAGAUGAAAUGUUAUGAAAGACUGAUUGCUCUAAAAUAUUUCCUUUGUGUUAUAAUAUAUAAUUAUUUUAUUGUAGAUUACUUAGCAUUUGAAUGCCAUUAGUGAAUUAAUCAAGCCCUGAAUUCCUUUUCAGUUUUAUACUUCAUUGGGUUUGGACUUUGUUUGUUUCUGCUGUAUAACCUGGUACCUGUUGCUAUAAAGUUCAGCAGUGCCACAGUUGUAAACUUGUCCCUACUGACAGCAGACUUUUACAGCUUACUCUGUGGAUUAUUUCUGUUCCAUUACAAGGCAAGUCACUUAUCUCUUAGUAUUCACUUGACUGACCUUCCACAUCGUUUAUGAAUAAUUCCAGAGCACAAGCCAGGAAAGGGCUGUAGGGGAUUUGACAAACUUGAAUGCAUAAACGAAGGGGGAAGAGGAAGCAAAAACAUAUUGUUUCCCAUGCUCCAGACUCACUACAUGCUUCACCCUCACUUCAUACUUAACUGUUGGGUAGUAACAUAGCUGUGAAAAUAGCAAGAUGGAUUUCAGACAGACUUUCUUCUUACCUCUUGAUCAUUAUCUUGUAAAUUACUCAGGGGAAAUCCAAGGGUAUAAUAUAAGGUUAACCCCUGUUGUGGACUGUUUAUUCUCAUCACAUGUUUACUGGAUAAAGUAUGGAUAUUUUAAGGAGAUGAAAUAUGUAAACAAGUCAAGGAUGGCUGAUAGCAGUUCUUUAGAAAACAUUUUAUGACAGAAUUCUCAUCAUAAUGUCUUUGUUUCAGUUCUCAGCACUGUACCUUGGAUCUUUAGCAUUAGUAAUAUUGGGCGUCAUUGUUUACAACCUUAAACCCACACCCAGUCAUCCUAGCUCUACUGUUACCCAGUUCCCCUCCUACAGACAACUCGAAGAAGACUCACAGCAAACAGACGACAAUUCAUCUUCUUCAUCAUGUUGUUGUCAAGAAUUACAAACUGGUCAAGUUGAUACUGACAAUGUAUAAAACGUGAUCAUUGGCAGCCAAGAAAUUAUUUGUUGAUAUUUAAUGUAUGAAUUUUUAUAUACAUGAUAUAUUUAACGUGUUUCAAUGUAAUAGAAGUAAAGACACUUUUUUAAAAAUUUUUUAUUGCCCGCACACCAAAAAAUUGGGAGUGGAGUUAAUUGCCUGAAAAGUGAUGGACCACGAAGAGAAUUGAUAAUUAUGUUCAUUUUGAGACCUAUAACUUUGAUUGAAAGGUUUUUAGUUUCACUUUUUUUCUGGAAACAAUCUGAACAUCGACUGAGUCAUAGGAAAAGGUAACGGAAAGUCACGGAAUAGUAUAAGUUUGAAAAAGAACUGGAGCUUGGCUGUAAUGAAGCUAGCUGUGUUAAGUUUUGUUAAUUUAGCUUAAAUACUCUUCUAAUCAUUUGUUAAGAUAGGAAAAAAUUUCACUGGCUUGAAGACACAUUAACUACACAGUCAAUACGCUUCUUCUGUCUAUAUACGUCAAACUACUUGUCCCUGUCAUGCAUUCCUACGACAUCAAAUACCGUUGUUGUAUCAUUGAGUUUGAUAAAAUGGCUUUGUUUUUGUUCUACAAAGAAUGCACAUCACUUUCCAUCGUUAAAAAGUACACGUAGGCAUUUCAGAAAAUUCAAAAUAAAACAUGAAUAGGGAAGGACAGUAACCAAAUGACUUGGCCAGAAUUGAGAGGAACCGACAAGUCGCAAGAGAUUCAAUCUCACCACAACCGCAAAUACCCAAAAUUCUCAGACAUAUUUCCCUCCUUUUCAGACUUCCGUUUUUGACUCAUUUGCAACCACUUUACGUCAGUUUUUUUUUAGUUCUGAUAUUUUUCUUCAAAAAACUUUACCGCUCAAAGGCCGCC
Messenger RNA from Pocillopora meandrina, 4924 nucleotides. NCBI's taxonomy places the organism in Eukaryota, Metazoa, Cnidaria, Anthozoa, Scleractinia, Pocilloporidae. The record is from the annotation of a GenBank genome assembly.